Molecule: messenger RNA, 7598 nt
Organism: Hypanus sabinus (Atlantic stingray)
Lineage: Eukaryota; Metazoa; Chordata; Chondrichthyes; Myliobatiformes; Dasyatidae
Product: gap junction beta-7 protein-like
Exons: 4
Coding region: 451-1200 (249 amino acids)
Biological process (GO): cell communication
Cellular component (GO): connexin complex
Source: RefSeq, a predicted model, not a curated record
CUGUGAAAUUGCAUCCACUGUAGACCUGUUGUGAUAGUAGUUGAAUUGCAGUGGGUCCAGGUCCUUGAUCAAGCAGAAGUUAAUUCCAGUCAUAACCAACCACUUGAAAUACUUCAUUAUGGCAGGUGCACUUUAAAUUAAAAUGUCUGAAUUGGGAGUUCAGAGAUGUAUCAAAGAACUACAGGACUGCAGGAAAUCAGAGCCAUUGGAAAGGGCAAGAUUGCUGUGGAAUUGAUAUUCCAUCAAUAAUCCACGUAAAAACUCUCCGUACCAGACCUACUGCACUUAUAUUUGUAACUUUCGCAUGAAACAGAGGUCCAUUAAUGCAAGAUGUCAGCUAUAUCUGUUCGAAAGAUUGCUGGAUAUAAAUUUGUUGGAGAGGGAAUCUGGAGAAGACUGAACUAUCAACUGUUUCAAGGUUCUACAGAUCCUUCAAGCAACUGAGCAACCAUGAGCUGGGGUUUGCUGCAAGAUGUUUUGAGUGGGGUGAAUCAGUACUCCACAGUAGUUGGAAGAAUUUGGCUGAGUGUUGUAUUCAUAUUCAGGGUCCUAGUCUACGUCGUGGCAGCAGAACGAGUCUGGAGCGACGAUCAGAAGGACUUCACCUGCAACUCGGAGCAACCCGGCUGUGAGAAUGUGUGUUUUGACUAUUUCUUCCCUGUGUCACAUGCAAGACUGUGGGCUCUGCAACUUAUCAUGGUUUCUACUCCUUCCCUUAUGGUUGUCAUGCAUGUGGGUUACAGGGAGCGGCGGGAAAAGAAGCUCCAUAAGAAACUGUACAAAGACAAAGCGGACUUAGGUGGGGGUCUCUGGUGGACCUACUUCUUUAGCCUGGUGUUCAAAACCAUUGUUGAGAUCGGCUCCUUGUUAAUUUUUCACUGGAUGUUUCAUGGUUUCUCAGUUCCCCGCCUUUUGAAAUGUGAGGUUGCACCCUGCCCCAACACAGUGGAUUGUUUUGUCGGUCGGCCAACAGAGAAGACAAUCUUUCUGUACUGCAUGGCCGUCUCCUCGUCGCUGUGUGUCCUGCUGAACGUCUGUGAGAUGAGUUACUUGGUGAUCAAGCACUUCAGGGAUACCUGGCAGAAGAGGCCUUGCAAGAGAGAGCCGAGGCUCAAGUGCAAAUGUGAUUCAGGAUAUUGUAAUACAGACACAUUUAGGAAUGGCAUUGUGAAGGCUGCUCCAAGCACUCACUCAAUGUGAAACCAGAAAACGUAUCACAAGGGGCAAUCUCUCCCUGCUAACAUAAACUGUUUAGAGGGACAUCAGACGAGCUUUCAUAUGAUGUGAACAUGAACUAAAGAUGCAUUGCAGAACCUUUGGAGAAAUAUUCCUUGUUUAAGUGCUAUAUUUUCUCCAGAAACAGGGGGAAGGAGAACAUUGCCUUCAUCAUGGUUCAAUUAUAGCAAAAUGUCACCACCAUAGAGUAGAUUAUUGAUCAUGCCCACUAAUAUUUUUUUCUUUAGCCUAUUUAUAAAUAGUGCAAACAUAUCGAUAAACAGAAUACACUAAGUUCCAAGCCUGAGUUGUGAAAUCAACUUGUACUCAGCAACUAUUAAGAUGACUACACAGCUGAGAAAGGCAAUUCCAGGGAUUCUAGACCACCUUAGUCAUUUAUUGAGUAAACCAUAUGAAUGACAAAUUUUCAAUUUGAGUGCUUAGCAUGCACACCAACCCCUAAUUAAGUCAGCGACACCACAUCCAGCUGUGUUCAGGUCCACAUCCUUGUUCAACAAGCAGCUCUGAGAGAUGCCUAUUUAUAGAAUGUUUCGUCCUAUCAAAGGUUUGCAUUGUGAUUUUACAAACAAGGGAGGACAGGUGAAUAAUGGAUGUAUAAAAUAAAUACGCCUACAAAAGGAUUUACAUCAACAUCAUUUAUGCCUUUGUGUAUGUUAUCAUGCAGAGCACACGCUUCAUAAAUUUGCCUGUUGUGCUACUGAAAUAGAUACAGUGGGAAGUGGAAUUCUCUUCCAGCUGUGCAUGAAUUUACCUUUCGUCAUUCAACCAACAGCUGAAUAAGCUUCCCUACUGAGCAACCUGCCCACACAGGCAAGGGAAGACCUUGAACUUCGGCCCAUGCUGAUUUCACCCAUUUCAAAAAGGGUUUAAAAUGCAAAGAGCUGGGAGUAUCUCAAUUGUCCAUGUCCAAUUACUCCUAAUUGGAAGUUGAGCACUCAGCUGCUGAGUGAAGAUAAAAUUUGUCUUGCCUGUGGCACGCCCUGCAGGCAAAGAGCCUGCUGUCAAUCACAGCCCAGGCUAAUCACGCUUAGCCGUGACUUGAUGGCUGACCUCCAUCCUCCCAAUAUUAAUCACAUUCAAUACAUAAGCAGUUUCUUCAGGAGAAAAGAGAAAAAAACUGUAUAUAAGGCCAACGUAAAACCAAAAUAAAUGAAUGUUAUAAAUAAUUAUGUCAGAUACCAGGAAAUGCCUCAGGUCAAUUAGUUGCUAUAAUGAGUAAGACUGGUUAUUGUUUGAAUGCAUAAAAUCCAUUAUCAGAAUACUCCGUAUCCACUCACGAGGAGAGAAAUGUUCCAAUUAUAGAGAGCUGCUUUUUCCCCACACACAUAAAUAUGUUUCAACCAUCCCCACACUGUUGGCUCCAGUGUGCUGCAAAGAUCCACAAUGGCCAUCUUUCAUUCUUCACCAAACUGCUGGCCCUCAUCAACAUUAUGCAAAAACAGAGGGUCACCAUUCACAUGUGAAUGACACUCAGCUCGACCUUAAUAUUAGCACUUUGCCUCCUGCUUCUGCCUUUAAGCUGUCAAAAUGCUUAUGCCAUAUCAAAUAAUAGGUAGGCAGAAAUCUCUUCUAACUAAAGACAAGGAAGUCCAAUACUAGCCCUGACCCAUUUGCUUCCACAAAUGCUGUUUGAUCUAUUUAGUUCUUGCAGCAGUUUGUCUUUGAUCCAGAUUCUAUUAUCUGCAGUCGCGUGUGUUUCCAAAUCAAAACCACUGUCUUCACUUCUGUCAUAAACUUGGAUCCAGAGCUACCAGAUCUAUCCUCUGUCAACUGUCUCAAACAUAACCAACUUGUUUGCCUUUAUCUUUAGUCAUUGAUAAUACUUCUGCAAAAUGCAUUGGAAUAUUUUACUUCAUUAGAGAUGCCUAACAAAUGCAAGUUCACGGAAAUAUUUAAUAAUUCUCAUUAGCGAGGUCAUUUAUUUUAAGUCCAUAUGAGCUUCAUGUAAGAACAACACAGCUCCCUGCAAAUUCAUCUGAAUGCAGCAAAUGAACCCAGCCUUGCAUCACCGACUCUCCAUGCCUGUUGCAUAAAAUAAAUUCCCUCAUUUAUGAUCCAACAAACAUGGCAGUUAGUUAUGUAGUGUUAUGAGUGAUGAACAGACCUGAUGGUCAAUGGGGUGUGGAGUUAACCAUUCCCAACCCCCUCCUGAGAACUAUGAACUAUUGCUGUUGUUAUGCUGCUCAUGAGAGAGAGAGAGAUAAAGCCCAGACAAGAAUAUUUGCUACAGAUAAGAGGGGGAGAGAGACUAUUGAUUUACUGUAUUAUGACUCUGGAUUAUUUACCUUCCACUACAAGGACUUUACUUUGCUCGUUAAUAUUCCUCAGGAGAUAGCAGGAGUGGCCUGAUUUGAUGGACAUGGUCAUUCAGAGUUGAUGGAGACCCCGUGAGUAGGGAUAAAAGACAGGUCUGGAGAGACACCCUUCAGACACACCAGUGGUCACUGAGUGUUGGGAACCCACAGGAAAGGUGGGAGUUUCGGAGACCGAAUCAGGAGAUCGGUCAGUAAAACUCAAUGUUACUGCAGGACCGGUGGGGACUUGUGUGUGUGUGUGUCCACUCAUGCCAGAGUGACGAGUCUACCAUGGAAGAACGGUCUAGCUGAAGACCAGAGGGGUCAUAACUGAAUCACCACAAUGAUACGACAGAAUAAGAAAGCCACAAAAAGGUUUGCCUGCCGCAACUGUUGCUGUUACAUCUCGCUUGCGUGCACUCUCUCUCUCCAACUAUUUCAACACAACAACCAUAACUACUUCAGCAUUUAUGAACUGAACUCUAUACUUUCCUAUGACAAUUCAUUUACCCCUAGACAUCGAUAGAGUUUAUUAUUGAUUAUUAUUAUCCUACACUUUUAGAUUUCUUGCUAUUAACUUGUUUUAUAUGCAUGUUUGCAUUUUUGAUAUUGUAUCGUGCAGUUUACUUUUAGUUUGGUACCACCAGACUCCAACGGAUUCUUUCUCUGCUGGUCAGACACCCAGUUACGGGGUAUGUAACAGGAGAUUUUCUCUAGUUGACAACAAUAAACAUAUUUUCUGCAAAUCACAGAAAUUUCUUCCACAUACUUAAUCUGAAGAUAAAAUACACUGAUUCCUGAACAUGUUGGUAAAUUGGUUCCAUUGAUCUUUUAUGUCCAGUGGAAAAUUUUGUGAAAUAUUCGUCAUCAUCAUGAGCCUUGUCAUGUGACAGAGGUAACUAUGAUUAUUCUUGGCAAACUUUUCUAUAUAAGUGAUUUGCCAUUGCCUUCUCCUGGGAGAGUCUUUAAAAGACGGGUGACCCCAGCCAUUAUCAAUACCCUUCAGAGAUUGUCUGCUUGGCAUCAGUGGUCGCAUAACCAAGAUUUGUGAUAUGUACCAGCUGCUUAUACAAUGAUCCAACACCUGUUCCCAUGGCUUCAUGUUACCCUGAUUGGGGGGGCUAAGCAGGUGCUACACCCUGACCUAAGGUGUCCUGUAGGCUAAACCUCUUUUGGUAGAGAUGUAUCUCCUCUCCACUAACAAAAAUAUUUUAAAAAUUGGAGAAGUAACUAGAUAGGUUAUUAAAAUGUUUAUUUUACCAAGUGAUAGUUCAUGUAAAUCAUGGAAUGUGUUUGAACACUACUCUUAAGCCAAUGGACUUUCAUCUGUUUCAAAUUAUGUUCAGUGGAGUAAUUCUAUUACGUUGCCUCUUCUUUCACCACAACACUUCUUGUAGUUAUUUUCCACUUUCAUGAUUUCAAAGCUGCAAUUUACACUUCCUUCAGAGGGCAUUAAGAAUCACCUAUAUAAUGUAAGGUUGGUCACAAAAUAAGCCAUACAACAUUAGUCAUCUCCUUGAGAUUUUACUUCAGUCUGGAGUAUUUCAUGGUUCCUCAUCUGUGGUAAAAGUCAACAAAUGACCAGGCUUGAAUUAUUCACAAUCUACCAUGAUGAGAUUUCAUCACAACUGCUAAGAUAGUACAGAUGUCAAAUUACUGUAACUGAGAUAUCAGUGAACAUUAAUUUAUAGUUGUAACUGCGAGACUCACUUCAAUAAAUUAGUUUACUGUUCUACCUAAAAUGACAAUUUCUUAGGUUUUCAACAGCAAUUUAGUUUUACUAUUUUAUUCAAUUGUGCUUUGUGAUUAUAAUUAUAGACAUAUAGAGAGAUAUAUGUGUGUAUGUAUACACACACACUUAUGUUUUGUAAUACACAAUCUGACAGAUAUUGCCUUGAAGAAAUUAAAAAUAUGGGCUUUGAUCCACCUUUCAACUAUGUACUUGCUAAUUUUAAAAAGAGUUGUUGUAUUGAUAAGAUAUGAUGAAACUUGUAACAUGCACAAUUGUAUUUAAGGAUGAAAAUAACCUGUUUGAAAUAUUACAAUUUUAUUUAAUGAUUCCAGGAUUAGUUCGAGAAAUUACACAACUUGAUAUGUGCAUUUUGAAACAUGUUAGUAUUUUCUAUUGUUCUGACAAAAAUUAGACAUUUUGUCCAGUUUUGAUUUUGUAAAUGAACACGAGCAGUUUAGAAAACACCAAUUACUGCAGCAGUUUGAAUGGAAGCUUACAAAUCUGGAUUAAAAAAAACACUACAGAAUGACUAACUAUUUAAAAGUAAAGAGGUAUUAAAAAUACAGAAAUCAUAAUUGCUAUAUGUACCAUAUAUACCAUUUCUGCUGCAACUCACAUGACUCUUUCCACACACACAACCUCUACUAGGAUAAGGGCAGGAAAAGCGUGGGAACAUGACCAAGUUGAAAUUUCCCUCUAAGGCAAAUUGUAUUCUAUCUUGGAAAAAAAUCACCGUUCCUUUCUUGUCACUGGGUCAAAAUUCUGGAACUCUCUUCCUAAGAGUAUUGUGGAUCUAUUCUCACCUCAAGGACUGCAGUGGUUCAAGAAGGCAGCUCAGCACCACCUCUCACGGGCAUUUAGGAAUGGGCAAUUAAAGGCUGGCUCAUUGGGAAGUGCACAUCCCUUGAAGGAACAUACUGUGUAUAAAUAAAAAUGAUGAAAAUCUACCAAUUUUAAAUCAGAGAAAUUGUAUUGAAAACUGCACGACAAAAAAAAGGUCUGAUUCUAUUUUUAAGGGAUUUGUUUGGCUCCUGAAGCAGCUUGAAUCUGUAAGGAAAGAUAUUCAAUUACUUAGAAGAUACUUGCAAAGCAUAUUUCUUAGAGUUGUGAUCUUUUGAAUAUCCGUGUCUAUUUGCUAUAGGAUAAAAUUGUUGAAUAGCUGUUUUCAAGAGUUAAUUUGUCUUCAGUAAAAUAAAUUCACAAAAAAAAAAUUCUCUAAAAUUCGGACAUUAGAAAUGCAAAACAAACUCUAGUUCUUAUGGAGGUAAUCAACCAGUUCAAUGUGUGAUGGCUAUUCACUUUCUAGGAUGGUGGAAUGGCUUUUCCAAAGGGUCAGAGUUGUUGGUGAUCAAGUUAAACUUUUAACAAAUAUUUUUUGCUCAAAUUUUUGUAGUAAGAACCAGACCUCUGUUCUUAACGUAAAUUGCAAACAGCAAUUAUUUUGAAGUUGGAGGCCAGAUUUUAAAGUAAAGUGACCAGGAGACGUGUCUCCAUUAGCCAAGCACAAUACAAUGGGGUUAUGGCACUUAGCACAUCAACAUGGUUACAAGUUAGAAUGUUUGUGGACUCAGGGGUCAGUCUUCACAGCAUUAACUGUAGAUGUUUGAGAUCUCUGCCAAAAGAAACUUUUAAAACCGUCUGUGUAAUUUACUUUGUCCCAGCAUGCAGAUGAUGUCAUUAAAUAGAAUAUACACACAAUUGUUGUUAGGAAUGACGUGGAGAACAGUGGAAAGAUAGGAUUACAGAAAGAAGAAUUAGAAUUCAUUCCUCAAUCUUCAGUUUCUGCUAUGGAUGGUUUGUUUGUCUACAACUCAUUGGUAUGUUCUAGUUUGUAGGAAUUGUACCUCUGCUGGAAAUCCAAAGUAGUUUGCAAAUCUUUUGUAAAUUAGAAAUACUCUGAGAGUUAGAUGUGUUUUAAGAAUUAAUUGUCUAAAUUUAAAUGUGUAUCAUUAAAAAUAAAGUAAGUCUUUAAACUACUUUGCUAGCUGGAAGCAUCACCUUCUUUGUGGGGAGGGGGACUCACCACUCAAGCAGUGGGUUUUGGCAGCUAAACCUCACCACAGAGGCUAUACAGGGAAGAAAGCUAGUUUUUGAAGAGUAGGUAGGUACAGUAUGAUCUCCCUAUAGUGAGGGUUCCUGUAGAUAUCUAUAUCAGAUAGGGCUUAAAAUCUUUUUGUUGAGUUUCGGGCUUUGUGAGCAGGGAACCGAAUACCAUUGCAAACGAAAACUUGCUGACUUUCUCAACCUCAAGUACAUCCUUUAUUACUAAAGGGGACCAAAUGAUACACAAUAACCAAGUGAAAAUGUAAAAAAAUAAGAGAACAUAGUGGAAAUCU